GUGACAAAGGGCUGUACACCCCAGCUGGUCCCACAUGUCUAUACUGAGGCAAAGAAACGGCCACCAUUUCCACUGUGGACUCCUGGAGCCGAAGCAGAAAAAGUGACAUCUGUUUCUGCUGUUCCCCACCCCUUGUACUUUGUAUGUAUUUUCAGGCUGGUUCUCCAAGGUGGACGAAAGCAGGUGUUUACAGAACAGGAAAUGGCAGAAACUGAGGAUUUUGUGGGUCAGGAGCCAUAUCCAGUUGACGACGAUUUGUUUAAAGAACCGAUGAAAAAAAGAAGACGGUCAGAUCGAGACCAGCGGUUCCGAGCAUUUCCCUCCGUGGAACAAAGUGCCCUUAAAGAAUAUGAAAAAUUGGAGUCCCGGACCAGAAGGGUUUUGAGCAACACUUACCAGAAACUUAUUCAGUCUGUCUUUCUGGAUGACAGCAUUCCUAACGGAGUCAAGUAUCUCAUGCUUCUUACUUUAAUUGAAAAACCGUCAUUGGACCCCAUCUACAUUGGAUUAUUUGGAAGCACUGGGGCUGGGAAGAGCUCUUUGAUCAAUGCCAUCAUCCAGCAAGCAAUGUUUCUACCAGUGUCUGGAGAAAGCAUAUGCACUUCGUGUAUUGUACAAGUGAGCUCGGGCUGCUGUGAGCAGUAUGAGGCCAAAAUCCACCUUCUCUCUGACCAGGAGUGGAAGGAGGAGCUGAAGAACUUGACUAAACUUCUGCUCAGGACGGAGGACCUGGGUGGAGAAGACGUGGAUGCGUGGGACAGGGAUGACGCCGUGGAGGAAGCCAUCUGGAAGCUACAAAUGCUUUAUGGGAAUGGAGCAGAAAAGAAGAACUAUGAGGAGUUACUAAGAGCCAAGCCCAGAGGAAAGAUUCCCACCUCUAGAAUCAUCACCCUCAAGGCAGAAGAGGCAGGAGAGCUGUCUGUCAAACUGGACCCCUACAUCCGGACUAAGAGGAGAGACUGGGAUGGGGAAGCAGCUGCGACACACAUCUGGCCCCUGAUCAAACAUGUGGAAGUGACGCUCCCCAAGUCAGAGCUGAUUCCAGAAGGGGUUGUGCUGGUGGACAUCCCAGGCACAGGGGACUUCAACAGCAAGAGGGAUGAGAUGUGGAAAAAGACCAUUGAUAAAUGUUCAGUGAUCUGGGUCAUCAGUGACAUUGAAAGAGUUUCUGGAGGGAAAGCCCACGAAGACCUCCUGAACGAGAGCAUCAAAGCCUGCCAACGAGGUUUCUGCAGGGACAUUGCCCUAGUGGUCACCAAGACUGACAAACUCCACUUGCCGGAAUAUCUAAGGGAAAGAAAAGUAGGAAAUCAAGCUAUUCAAAGUCAGCGAGAGGCUGUUUUAGAAAGAAAUAAAAUGAUAAAAGUACAAAGGAAUAGAGUUCUCAAGGAAAAACUAAAGAGAAAGCUGCCAGCUGACUCCAAGGUUCUGGAAGCUUCAGAUCUGGUGUACACAGUCAGUGCUCAGGAGUACUGGCAGCAGGCAGUCCUCACUGAGGAGGAAACUGAAAUCCCCAAGUUAAGAGAAUAUAUCAGGAAAAGGCUCUUGGACAAGAAGAGGAGGAUGGUGACCAAGUAUGUUACGGAAGCCUUUGGCCUAUUGCUUCUCACAGACAGUUUCAGCUGCACAGACAAUCUGCCGAAUGAAUACUUGCACAUGAGUGGCCUGCGGGGAUUUGUGGAAGAGAAGAUGCAGCUGCUGGAGAAGGCCAUCGACCAGUGCUUUGCCCCCAUAAUGCAGCCCCUGCAAGAAGGGGUCAGAAAUGCCAGGACUUCCUACCGACGGAUCCUCGGGACGUGCCUGGUGAGAAGUAGAGGAAACCAGGGUUUUCACCAGACACUGAAAGCCGUUUGCCUGAAAAAUGGCGUCUACGCCUCCAGGACUCUCGCAAGAAUUGAUCUGAACGAAGCCAUCACUCAGCCCAUCUAUGACCAGAUUGAUCCUGUUUUUGGAGGCAUUUUUAGGUAA
Messenger RNA from Hipposideros armiger (great roundleaf bat), 1968 nucleotides. It is a transcript of the gene NUGGC, whose product is annotated as nuclear GTPase, germinal center associated. The record is from RefSeq and is a predicted model, not a curated record. NCBI's taxonomy places the organism in Eukaryota, Metazoa, Chordata, Mammalia, Chiroptera, Hipposideridae. The coding region runs from base 202 to 1968 and encodes 588 amino acids. The transcript has 14 exons. Gene Ontology annotation, molecular function: GTPase activity.